Messenger RNA from Labrus bergylta (ballan wrasse), 1450 nucleotides. The record is from RefSeq and is a predicted model, not a curated record. Lineage: Eukaryota; Metazoa; Chordata; Actinopteri; Labriformes; Labridae.
AGUCGGAGGCGCUCCUCGGGUUUUGGCCAGUGCGCAGCGCGGCACCGCUUCACAUCACACUGUACGCACGGACUGUUGCUGCGUCCCGGAGCCCCCCCCCCUUGCAGGCGCUGAGGACCGAGGGAGAUUAAAAGUGCACUUUUUUUGGGGGGGUGACGUUUAUUCGCGGAGGAACCGAUAAGGGGGUCGGACCGGCGUGGAGGAGCGUCACCAUGGCCUCAAAGGAGACCACAGCGGCGGGCUUCGUCAACGUCAGCAGGGAAAUCACAGAGAGCAUCAGGAAGGUGCUGGACAAGCAGGCCAUUAAGUUUGUGCGAGCCAUCAAGCAGGACAUGAGGAGCGGCAAAACAGAGGACAGAAUUCUGGUCCUGGCAACAUGGAGGCUGUAUCUCUUCGCUGUCAAAGUGCCCACCAAGGUGGAGGUCACCUUCAACUUCUUGGAAAUCCGAGCAAUGAACACCUAUCAAGAAUACCAGGUUAUCAUCGAUACAGACAAGACUACCUAUUCCCUAAGAUUGCAGACCCAGGACCAGCUGGAUCACGUGGUCAGCCACAUCAACUAUGCCCUCUCCCGAGUCUUCAACAACUCCAUUUAUGCUCCUCCUAUUUGUCGAGCAGAGGGAGACCUGACUGAUGGAAGUCACAAGUUUUCACCCAACACUGAAUCCUCAGUAGAUCCCCAGAAAACGUGCGGAGGUUUUUCUGAGACCUAUGCAGCUCUUUGUGACUACAAUGGAAUUGGCUGCAAAGAAGAAGUGCAGUGGGACGUUGACACAAUCUACCACUCUCAGGACAACCGAGAGUUCAAUCUGCUGGAUUUCAGCCAUCUCGACAGCAGGGACUUGGCGGUGAUCGUGGCCUCCAUUGCGUACAACACCUGGUUCACCAAGCUGUACUGCAAAGACAUGAAAAUAGGGUCGGAGGUGGUGGACCAGGUUCUACACACAGUCAGCAAGUCCAACAGUCUGGAGGAGCUCACUCUGGAGAACGCAGGACUCAAAUCGGAUUUUCCGCAGAAGAUGGCGUCAGCGCUGUCAGAGAACCCAGCCUCUGUGAUUCACUCCCUAAACCUGGCUCAUAACACGCUCGACAACCAAGGCGUCUCCAACCUGAUUCAACAGGUGUGUCGCCUCAACAAGGGACUGCGCCUCCUCAAUCUUGCCAAGACCUCCCUCUCCUCCAAGGGUGUUGUGUCUCUGUCCCAGGCGUUGUGUUCCAGUGAUGACUACUCUAAUUCCCUGCUGCAUCUGGACCUCAGCAAAAACCCCGGGGUUCUGUCUGGAGAGGACGCCACGAACCUGUACCUUUUCCUGGCCCAGCCGAACUGCCUGGUCCAUCUGGACCUGUCCGGGACAGACUGCACCGUGGACUCGUUGUUUGGGGCGUUGCUGCGAGGCUGCUGCGCUGACCUCUCCUACCUGAACCUGUCCAAGAACUCCUUCUCUCACAG